AUGGACUGUGCCAGCCGUCCCAGGAACGCGUCGCUCCAUCCGCCCCACAUGACUACACGGUGUCAAGUUGUGAGAGCAGAUGUGCCGCAUGCCAACGAGCAGUCGUCUACUUCGAGACCAAAGGGCCACUUUGAGCCUCUCGUCGAGACGGCGUUGCCGAGCGCCGUCGAUUCAAGCCUGAUCCUUGCUCCCGGGCUCCACAGAAACUGUCGAAGAAAGCACUUGGCGUUGGCGAAUAAAAGUUGGGGUUCGAGCCAAAGUGUGUGCGUGUGUGUGAGUGUGUGA
Molecule: messenger RNA, 285 nt
Organism: Protopolystoma xenopodis
Lineage: Eukaryota; Metazoa; Platyhelminthes; Monogenea; Polystomatidea; Polystomatidae
Source: the annotation of a GenBank genome assembly